AUGAAAUUUUACCCAAACCCAAACAAGGUGCUGAGUCUGCUGAGAAGAGCUCGCAGCGCAGUUGGGGUAGCAGCAGCAGCUUCGUUUUCGUCAUUGCCUUCGUCUUCGUCAUUCCCUUCGUCUUCGGCCUACACGUCAGCGCCCAAACUAGCGUCAGCUAUGGGCGACCUGCAAACCCUAAAGACCAAGCUCUGCAUCAUCGGCAGCGGCCCGGCGGCGCACACGGCGGCCAUUUACGCCGCUCGAGCGGAGCUGAAGCCGAUCCUAUUCGAGGGCUGGAUGGCCAACGAUAUCGCCCCCGGAGGCCAGCUCACCACCACCACCGACGUCGAGAACUUCCCGGGCUUCCCCGACGGAAUUAUGGGCGGCGAGCUCAUGGACCGCUGCCGAAACCAGUCUCUCCGUUUCGGCACUGAGAUCUUCACCGAAACGGUCAACAAAGUCGACUUCUCCAGCACCCCCUUCAAGGUCUUCACCGAUUCAAAGACCGUGCUCGCCGACUCCGUUGUUGUGGCAACUGGCGCCGUCGCCAAGCGCCUCAUAUUUCCCGGCUCCGGCGAAGGCGAGGGCGGCUUCUGGAACCGCGGUAUUUCGGCCUGCGCUGUUUGCGACGGUGCCGCCCCGAUAUUUCGGAACAAGCCGCUGGCGGUGAUCGGAGGAGGUGAUUCGGCCAUGGAGGAGGCUAAUUUUCUCACCAAGUACGGGUCAGAAGUGCACAUAAUUCACCGCAGGGACGCCUUUCGGGCUUCGAAGAUUAUGCAGAAUCGGGCCCUGAGCAACCCGAAAAUCAGAGUUGUGUGGAACUCGGAGGUGGUGGAGGCCUAUGGGGGAGAGAAGGGGGUUCUGGGAGGGCUGAAGGUGAAGAAUUUGGUGACUGGGGAGGUUUCGGAUUUGAAGGUUUCAGGUCUCUUCUUUGCAAUAGGGCACGAACCGGCGACUAAGUUUUUGGGUGGGCAAUUGGAGCUUCAUCCUGAUGGGUAUGUUGCAACGAAGCCAGGCACUACGCAGACCAGUGUAAGAGGAGUUUUUGCUGCAGGUGAUGUUCAGGACAAGAAGUAUAGGCAGGCUAUCACUGCCGCUGGAACUGGAUGCAUGGCGGCCUUGGAAGCAGAACAUUACUUGCAAGAGAUUGGAUCUCAGGAGGGUAAGAGGGAUUGA
This is a messenger RNA of Prunus armeniaca (apricot), 1158 nucleotides long. NCBI's taxonomy places the organism in Eukaryota, Viridiplantae, Streptophyta, Magnoliopsida, Rosales, Rosaceae. The record is from the annotation of a GenBank genome assembly.